Messenger RNA from Hibiscus syriacus, 1241 nucleotides. Its product is annotated as probable transmembrane ascorbate ferrireductase 2. The transcript is spliced from 4 exons. NCBI's taxonomy places the organism in Eukaryota, Viridiplantae, Streptophyta, Magnoliopsida, Malvales, Malvaceae. The coding region runs from base 123 to 905 and encodes 260 amino acids. Gene Ontology annotation, molecular function: oxidoreductase activity. The record is from RefSeq and is a predicted model, not a curated record.
ACCUGGUCUACCGUGGAAGCUUGAAUUCUCUGACGCCUCCUUCUCUGAUCCAUUCUCUACAGAUUAAUCAAAUAGAAAAUCCAUCUUCAUUUCACUGGAAUCACAAGCCACUAAUUUUCCAAAUGGGGGUUCCGGUGAUCAAAUUUCCAAUCUUCAUGGUAAUUAGAGUACUGGGAUUCGUAAUAACAGCUAUUCUUUUCACCUGGACUCUUCAUUACAGGGGAGGAUUGGCUCUCAUCUCUGAUGACAAAGAUCUCAUCUUUAAUGUCCAUCCUGUUUUGAUGGUCAUUGGACUACUGCUCUUAAAUGGCGAAGCCGUGCUGGCUUACAAGAUGGUUCCCGGGACGAAAAGUUUCAAAAAGUUAGUUCAUCUUACAGUUCAAUGUCUUGCCUUUAUCUUGAGUAUUAUCGGUGUAUGGACUGCUUUGAAGUUCCACAACGAUAGGGGCAUUGAAAACUUUUACAGUCUACACUCAUGGUUGGGCCUAGCUUCCCUUUUCUUGUUCGGAAUCCAGGUUCCACUCUGUUAUUUCCAGUUCAUUUUGGCUCCAUUUUGUGAAGUUAUGGACCUUAAUCAUCUUGUAUUUUGCUUUUACCCGUGGGCCGCCGGGUUUGCAACGUUUUGGCACCCGGGUGGCUCUCGGAACAGCAGAACCGCAUUGUUGCCAUGGCACGUGUUCUUCGGGAUGUAUACAUAUGCACUUGCUGUUGCUACUGCUACAACGGGUAUCCUAGAGAAGCUUACUUUUCUUCAAACUAACCGGGUAAUAUCACGCUACUCUACCGAGGCUUUGCUGGUAAACUGUUUAGGUAUAUUGAUUGUUGCGCUGGGUGGUAUUGUGAUUCUGGCCACGGUCACUCCGGUGAAUGGCAAAAACGACACCCACCGGGGACUAACAGAAUAGGUACUACUAUGUUUCCGAGGGGACUAAAUGGACUCAGUAAUGAAAUCCGAAGGACUAGUGCAUGUUAAUCCGCCAUGGAACUUUGAGCUGUUGAUUGAAUCACUUGCUAUUCGUGGUUUUGUAGACGAGAAGUUGGUCCAACAAGUCUUCUGUAAAUAUUGGAAGUAUCUUAACAAGUCUUCUGUGAAUAUUGGAUGUUCCUGUGUCCUCUUGUAAAGGAUUUCAAUUCAACUUUAUGGUGCUACAUUAUCCCUCACUUUUGACUUUUGCUCUGCCGGUGUGGGACUUUUGCUGCUUUAUCGUCACAAAUUUAAUUUGGGAUUAUCCUUUCCUUUC